This is a messenger RNA of Daucus carota subsp. sativus, 1098 nucleotides long. RefSeq names its product peroxisome biogenesis protein 22. Gene Ontology annotation, biological process: peroxisome organization. The coding region runs from base 101 to 880 and encodes 259 amino acids. The transcript has 8 exons. The record is from RefSeq and is a predicted model, not a curated record. Lineage: Eukaryota; Viridiplantae; Streptophyta; Magnoliopsida; Apiales; Apiaceae.
AUCAUAUCACCGUUUUCAAUUCUGUAGAAAGAGAAAUGAAAUUGACACAAGACUUCAGAGCUUGGCGAUUAGUGCAGCAGAGCUAGAUUUAACAACGAGCAUGGCCGAUUACUCUAAAGAUGAUUUUACGCAGCUGGUGAAGAGACUAUCCGAUCUCUUCCAUAGCCUGGAUUCACGAUCUGUUGGGGCUAUAGCAGGGCUUGCUGUUGCCAUUGUUUUUACUUGGAGACUAUUGAGAUCACCAAGUGAACCUCAGAGAAGGCAACGUAAACGGCAAAAUCCAGCAGCUAGUAAUUCUGGCGUUGCUAACCUUACAAAUUCAAAUCAUAUAUCUUUUGGCGUGUCCUCAGAAGUUGCUAGUGCACAGAAUGUUAAUGAUGAGUUUUUUCAGUCGGUAAAGCCAACUCUUGGACAAAUAGUUAGACAGAGACUGAGUGAAGGAAGAAAGGUGACAUGCAGGUUGCUUGGUGUUAUACUAGAAGAAAGUACUCCAGAAGAGCUUCAGAAACAAGCAACUGUGAGGUCCUCUGUGCUGGAAGUACUGCUUGAAAUUACUAAAUUCUGCGAUCUUUAUCUUAUGGAGAGAGUUUUGGAUGAUGAAAGUGAGAAAAAGGUUCUAGUGGCUUUGGAAGAUGCCGGAAUAUUCACAUCUGGUGGUAUAAUUAAGGACAAGGUUCUCUUUUGUAGCACGGAGACUGGGAGAACAUCUUUUGUUCGACAGCUGGAGCCAGAUUUGCAUAUAGACACAAAUCCCGAAAUAAUCCAACAGUUAUCGAGGUUUAUACGACAUCAACUUCACAUAGCAUCAGUCAAACCUGAGCAGCCGACUAGCAGUAUUACCAGCUCUCCAUCACUGGAAGAGUUCUUUGGAUGUGUUUAACCUGGAAACCAAGUAAAACUAGAAAUAGCUUCAAAGUGAUUUACUUAUUUAAUGUGCAUUAACCCUUUCUUUAUUGUGUGUUGUACAUUGCUCACCUUGCAGUUAUGAGAAUCAGAGAGACAGGGGGGUAUCUUGUAUUUAUGGUAGAUCAGUUUAACUCAUAGAACAAAUCUUUUUAUCAAUAUACUUGUUUGUUUAUAUUAAUUUAGAUUUUUGUA